UCAAUAAAGCAAUAAGCGGGGCCGGGCUGGCAGGCAGGGGGGGCGGCGGGGAUCCCUUGCUAGGAAGGUGGGUCGAUGUUGGGGGGUGCGGGGAGGGGGGGGGUGGAGAUCGAUAAGCGUUUGAAACCAAAAUCAUGUCUCCGGCGGCAGAGCCCGGGCCGAGAUGUCAGGUAUUAGCCCGGAGGGGCAGGGCUGCGGCGCCCGGGGCCAGGGGGCAUUAGGCGCGGGCUGGGAGACGGAGCCCGUCGGGCAGCCGCGCUGGGGAGCCCGCCCGGGAGAGCUGCUGGCCGGGGGCUGCCCGGAGCGCGAAAGGUGCUCGUGCUGCUGCUGCUGCUGCUGGCGCAUUUCAGGCAAACUCCAGCCAGAGCGGGGGCAAGUUGAGCCGGAGACAGCAGAGCCACGGCGCCGGGGAGAGGCGCGGGCGGCCGGCAGCACCAUGCCGGCGAUCAAGAAGGAGCGGCUGGACAGGGAGGAGCUGGCCCUGGCUGCCUUCAACCAGCCCAUGGAGACCUUACCUGACUAUCUCGCGCCUUUAGCGGCCGCGGCCAUCCCGGUGGUGACCCCCCACCCCCCGGCUUACGAGCAGCUCUUUGCCCCGCACCCCCGCGCCUACCUGGGCUUCCCCGAGACGCACCCGCCGCACCCCCUGGCCGAGGACCUGAUGCUGGAGCGCUUCUCCUCCAUCCCGGAUUUCCAGCCCUUCUUCGACAACGGGGAGCCGUGCAUCGAGGUGGAGUGCGGGGACAACAAGGCGCUGCUCUACAUCCACAAGUUGUGCCAGGGCAGCAAGGGCCCGUCCAUCCGCUACCGCGGCGAGUGGCUCACUCCCAACGAGUUCCAGUUCGUCAGCGGCCGGGAGACGGCCAAGGACUGGAAGCGCAGCAUCAGGCACAAAGGGAAAAGUUUGAAGACUCUGAUGUCCAAAGGGAUCUUACAGGUACAUCCCCCCAUCUGCGACUGCCCCGGGUGCCGCAUCUCGUCUCCAGUGAACCGGGGUCGUCUGGCUGAGAAGAGGACAAUCCCUCUGCCUCCCAUCAGGAUCCCCAAGAAAGAGCUGACUUCAAUUUUCUCACAUAGUGAUGACAGUGAGGAGAGUGACAAAGCCAAUGGUCAGCACCCUGAAGUGAAGAGGGAGGAGGAUCUCCACAUCAGUAUCAUGAAAAGAAGGAUACACACCCACUGGGAUUUAAACAUCUCCUUCCGAGAGACCUCUUGCAGCCGUGAUAGCGACCUCUCUACCAUCAUCUCCAACCUGCAUCAGAGCCGCCAGCUCGUUAUGCCAGAGACCCAGAGUCGCUGUGAAUUCAAGAGAACCAGCAUCGACGUCGGCUUAGGAGCAGCGGGUGAAAAUACGUGGUGGCAUGACCCUAACCGUGAGCUGGCACACACAAGUAUGUUCCAACGGCCACAACACUUGUGCACCCACGCUGAGGGGCCCAUGUCGAGGAGAACAGAUGAAAUUUUAGGCAAGAGAAGAGUAUGUUCUCCCAACAGCAGCAGUGAGUGUCCUUUAGAAAGCAAGAAAGCCCGAAGCGAGUCCCCGAAGGAAAACUCCCACACGCCUCUGCUUGAGGACUCAGUGACUCAGAUGACCCCAGAAGAGCACUACAGACGGAUGAUGUCAGCUCUGAAUGAACACGGCACGUUUGAAGAGCAGCAGCAGCAGCGUCUCUACCAGCUGGCCAACAGCAUGGCAGUUCCCAGCCAUGGAGAUCUGCUGCGCGCGCGGCAAGAGGCGGCGGCGGCGGCGGCGCGCAACCCCGGCGCCAUGGAGGCGCACAUGCCGGCGGCCGGCGGCUCGUCCAGCCAGCGCAGGAAGCAGGGGCUGCCCCAGCACCGCGACUCCCACUUCCCCGACAGGGAGAUGUCUCACCCGCCACCUCUGCUGUCCCCCCAGAAUGCACCCCACAUUGCGCUGGGGCCUCACUUGAGACCCCCCUUCCUGGGGGUGCCUUCGGCUCUGUGCCAGACACCAGGUUACGGGUUCCUGCAGCCAGCCCAAGCGGAGAUGUUUGCACGGCAGCAGGAGAUGCUGCGGAAGCAGAACCUCGCCAGGCUGGAGAUGUCGGCGGAGAUCAUACGACAGAAGGAGCUGGAGAACCUCCACCGGCAGCGGCUGCUGGCGGGUGACCCAUUGAGCCUGCACCCGGCCCUGCCUCCGGACCACCCGGCCCUACGGAACAUGCACGAGAUCCCCGAGGGGCACCCGCUGCGGGAGGAGCUGUCGCGGCGCAAUGCCAUGCUGGUGCUGCGGCACAACAACACGCCCCUGCUGUCCCUCAACCACGGUGUGCCCAGCAGCGCCACCCCGCCCAAGGAGCACGCCCGCCGGGGCAGCCGCAAGUCGGCCCAUCACCGGGCAGAGCCGCAGGGCCUAAGUGAGGCCAAGGAGCUGGCCGAGCCCCGGGUGCGGGAUGGCGCCCCUGACUGUAAUGACGAGGAGAUGAAAGACUCGGAGAGUGACGCUGAGGUGAGCGAUGAGAAGCCAGAGAGCCUGAAAGCCGAGAGCAGCAGCUCGGCCAGCGAACUCAAGGAAUGCAAAGAGACAGGCAAGGUCUGCGAGGGGGCCAAGGAGCUCAGCGACGUGGCCGCCGGCCAGAAUGCCCCUGGCAGCUCCUCCAGCGCUGAGUCGCCCAGCCACCUGCUCGGCCCCGGCAUCAAUAAAAAUGAGGUGAAAUACCUCCCACCCGCCUCCAUUCCACCGCCCCAGCCGCUGCCCUUCGGAUUCCCGUACACCAUGAGCCCCUAUUUCCAUGCAGGCACCAUGGGAGGUCUGUUUUUGGACGGCGAGGAGAGCCCUGCACUGGAAGACAUCAGCAAAUGGACGGUGGAGGAUGUUUGCAGCUUUGUGGGCAGCUUGUCUGGCUGUGCUGAGUACACUCAGGUAUUCCGAGAACAGGCCAUCGAUGGCGAGACGCUGCCUCUCCUGACCGAAGAGCACUUACUGAACAACAUGGGGCUCAAACUGGGCCCAGCACUGAAGAUCAGGUCACAGGUUGCCAAGAGAGUUGGCAGGGUUCUGUACAUGGCAAGCUUCCCCAUGGCGUUCCCACUGCAGCCCCCAGGCUUACGGCCUCCAGACCGGGACCUGCCUCCUACGGACCUCCGCCCGUCCUCUACUGGAAGCGUGGCCUCCCCAUUCAGCACUGGCCUGCUCCCCGCCAGCCGCAUCUCGCCAAAGCAGGAGAAUGGAAACCCUCCCUUAAUGGCUGGCAUCAACGACACCACAAAACCUCCAUCUUAACUGCAUGGUGGCUCUUGACUCCCUCCAGAACUGAGACACAGCUGGAUGAACUCAAAGGUACCGAGUGCGAGAGACAAGGAACCCCCCACCCCGGCCUCAGUGGUGUGCAGCGGAGGGCCCAGGAAAGAGGGAUGAUAAUAAUGAUUAUUUUUUUGUGGUGCAUUCAUUUUGUUUAAAAGAAGAAAAAGCUCAAAGUUCAAAAGGAAGGAAAAUAAUCCAAAGAUUUACCGAAAGCAGCUCACGGGGAAAACACAAGGGUUUGGAGAGGGACGGAAACCGCUCGCUCCCCUGCCGAGAGCAGACAGCACGUGGCAGGCGGGGAAUUGGAUGCUUCUUUGCCUUCGAGGGAAGGCGGCUUUGGAGGACUCCUGGGCAUGGCUCUGAUCAGGGUGGGGGGCUGCUCGCCGAGGGAGUAUGCUCUGUGCUGGGAGCCGCCAACCCCCCCCUCCCUGCCCCUCUUUUUCCUUUGCAGACAGCUCCCUCCCUGGAGCCUGUCCUCAGUUCCUCAUUCAGGUGUCUAUGCAUCUCUAGCAACUUUUGAACCAAUACCAAAGACAGACAAAAAAAAAAAAAAAAAAAAAAAGACGAGAAAAAAAAGGCAAACCAAGGCAAGUUCUGGUCCAUGUUUACUUCAGUGUGAUGGUACGGCACAGGCGGCUCUCACCCCCCCCUGCACCCCCCAUGGCACGGUGCCCCUGCCACCACCACACAGAGACAAGAGACUCUGGUGGCUUCCCUCCCAUCCCCAGCCCCUUCAGGACAUUUUAUAUAUAUAUAUAUAUAUAUAUAUAUAUAUAUAUAAAAAAAUAACAUUUUGUUUUAAAAAGAAACUGCAAUAGGAGAGCGUGUGCCCAGCAGGGGCGGGGGUUCUCCUGCGCAUCUCCCAGCACUGCCGGGACGUGUACAGCAGACGUGUGUCUCAUUGCCUGUUUGUCUGGGGAAAGGGGGUGCUCUUUUUCUACAAGCCUUGUUACAGAGGCGGGCGUAGUUGCACAUUCUGGGCUGCUAAGCACCAGAAGGCCGGGCCCUGCGCGUGCCCACGGGGGCAGGGAACUCAGGCUGGACAUGGGAAGGGUUUUUACUACUGUGAACGAGACGGUGAUUCCCGGAGGUGCCCUUCUGUGACGUGUACAGUUGUGAGCAACAAUCACAUGUGGUACUUCUUGCUCUCUCUCUCUCUCUCUCUCUCUCUCCUUUUUGUUUAAACGUUGCACGUGCUACCGUUUGGGGUUUUUUUUUUUUCCUUAACAAAUAGCUUGGUGGUACAUUAGCUUCUUUAUAUUGUAAAAAGAAUUGUCAUUAUCCAUCACGUCACGAUAACGGCUUUCCAGCAAUCGAUUUAAAUAAAAAAACCACUUAAUUUA
Alligator mississippiensis (American alligator) is the source of this 4608-nucleotide messenger RNA. RefSeq names its product sterile alpha motif domain containing 11 (gene SAMD11). Gene Ontology annotation, molecular function: protein binding; RNA polymerase II cis-regulatory region sequence-specific DNA binding; DNA-binding transcription activator activity, RNA polymerase II-specific. The record is from RefSeq and is a predicted model, not a curated record. Gene Ontology annotation, biological process: positive regulation of transcription by RNA polymerase II. Lineage: Eukaryota; Metazoa; Chordata; Crocodylia; Alligatoridae. The coding region runs from base 164 to 3244 and encodes 1026 amino acids. The transcript has 15 exons.